Caenorhabditis briggsae is the source of this 1254-nucleotide messenger RNA. Bases 1 to 1254 code for a protein of 417 amino acids. Lineage: Eukaryota; Metazoa; Nematoda; Chromadorea; Rhabditida; Rhabditidae. Gene Ontology annotation, cellular component: membrane. The transcript has 9 exons. Gene Ontology annotation, biological process: phosphatidylinositol dephosphorylation. The record is from RefSeq and is a predicted model, not a curated record. Gene Ontology annotation, molecular function: phosphatidylinositol-4,5-bisphosphate 5-phosphatase activity.
AUGGAUGCCAACUCGCCAUCGGUCUCUUCCACAUCAUCUAACUCAUCGUCCAAUACUCCAGUCCGUCCACAGGCUUCCACUGAAUCCACACAGGAGACUUCGUCACAAAAGCAAACAACCCGUCAUCCAGCAUGGAACCGCUCCUCUUCUCAACCUGCCGAGUUACGUAAUGGCUCAUUCAACGAAAUCAGCGACGGCAAUUGGACAUUCCUCAUUGACACUCAACCCCCUCCAGCAGCUGUAAAGGGAUUCGGAAAUGUUCCGAUUGUCAGCUACGAUGUCGUUGAAACCAUGGGAGAUCGAAAACUGAAGGUGUGUGCGGUGACGUGGAAUAUCAACGAGAAGGGUGCCAAAGUGCUCAACCAUCUUGCACAGAAAAUUGUGGAUCGAGGUGAAGAAAUGGAGAGCGACUUGGUGUUCAUUUCUCUUCAAGAAAUCCCAUCCACAGCUCCAACGUUCCACGAAGAAGCCCGUCGGAUUCUGGAGCCACUUUUUAGUGGACAUCGCAUGUAUCUCUCUCACCGUGCCUGGAGUCAAAUGGUUAUCGUUUUCAUUCGACACAAACAUAUCGGUUAUGCAAUUCAGCCACAAGUGUCUUUCAUCGCUUCUGGAGCAAUGGCAAAACCCGUCAGAACAAAAGGAGCAAUUGCGAUUUGUCUCCGUUUGUAUCAACGAUUCAUAGUACUCAUCGGAUGUCAUUUGUCCCACGCCACACCACAGCUCCGUAUCCAGGACUACGCGAAAGUGGUGCGCACUCUCCGUUUCCCUCAGCUCGCCAAGUUUCAUGCGCAUGCAAACGACGAGAUUUUCGCCUCUGACGCAGUUAUAUGGACUGGAGACUUGAAUUUCCGAGUGACAGUUGAGAAUACGGUGGAUUGGAGUAAACCUGACAAGUUGACAGAUACCGUAUUCAAUGAGGUUUUGGAGAGCGAAGAGUUGGCAAGUCAUAAAAUGAAGCAAGUCGCGUUCGCCGAUUUUGCUGAACCUCCACUCAGAUUCCCGCCAACUCAUAAGUACGAACCGGAAACGGAUUCAUAUGUGCCGAAAAAAAUUCCAUCAUUCACAGAUCGCGUGCUCUUCUGGAUGCGAUGCCCAGAAUAUCUCGAACCGAUCAAAUACGACUGUAUGCGAGGAACAACGCCUUCUGAUCACAAAGCGGUCUUCGCGACGUUCUGGCUGAAAGUAAUCAAUAAACCAGUGCCAGAACGAUACCGCUCUCAAAAAUCCCUGGAAAAUGGCACUAGCACCAACUAA